This is a messenger RNA of Morus notabilis, 3041 nucleotides long. RefSeq lists its product as uncharacterized. Gene Ontology annotation, molecular function: nucleic acid binding. The record is from RefSeq and is a predicted model, not a curated record. Lineage: Eukaryota; Viridiplantae; Streptophyta; Magnoliopsida; Rosales; Moraceae.
UCUAACCUCAUUUUGCCCUUCCGAUUAGCUUUUUGCAUUGGGAUGGUCAAAAUCUACACUCCUCAUCUUCCUCUCCUUUCAAGGCACCUAUAUCUCUUCAUCGCCACGCACCGUCCCUUUUUCCUUAUCACCGUCGUUUCUCCAUUUCUCUGAUUUCCCCAAACCGCCCAAAGCCCUAAUUACCACUGUCGUUUCUCUCUCCCAUCUCCAAAUCCCGCCGCCGCCAAAACCAGCCUUGGCCGUGAACGUCGCCAAUAAUCCACAACCCACGGUUUCUUCCUUUCUGGGUUUCCCUUUUUCUGUCUCAGGUUUUUUUCUGCGGCGGAAUCUGGGAAUCCAUGGCUGGGGGAAGAAGAAGGGGAAGGGGAAGGGGAAGGGGAAGGGGAAAACCUAACAACAACAAUGAGAGUAAGAAUCACAGAAGAAAAGGCUCGGGACCUUCUUAUUCAUCUGCUGGAAAAGGGGCUCUAUUUGUCGAAGGAGGAUUGUUAUCUGAUUGGUCUUAUGCGCCCACUCCUUCUCGAGGGAAAAAUCCUAGUGUGAGCGGGAGUAACAACAAAUCGGGGUCGAAAUCUGGAAGCUUGGAUCAAACAAAAGCAGCUUCUGGGCCUAAAAGUGGGUCUCGGAAAUCUUUAGGGAAUACUUUCCGAUACCAAUAUACUCCUUUUGAACAGGAGUCUUUGCAGCCAGAACCACGUCAUGAGAGCAAUAAUGAAGAUAAUAGUUUGAGCAGUUCACGGACUAUAGCUUUAGUUGACUCUAAGGACGCCCAAAUAUUUGCUUACAUAGAUCAAACACCAUCUUCAAGGUCUCAGGAGAUGGCGUUUUCUUAUGACUACAGUUCUGCCUUAGGUGACGGCUCCCAUAGAGGAUUGGGGUUUUCUGAUGAACUCGAGGAAACUCCAAGUGGUGUUGAAGCUUCCUUAAAGAAAAUGGAAGAGGAAGAAGACCAAUGUUUUAACUCAUUGUCCUCUGAGCAGGAAAUGAGUGUUGAGGAGAGGAAUGCUUAUGAGGUUGGUGUUGCCAUGGCCGAAGAAUCACCAGCAAUGGUGGUGUCUCCAAAGAGAAAUUCUGGGUUUUUGUCAUUCGGAGGCAUGAAACUAUACACUGAAGAUAUAUCUGAUGAGGAAAGUGAUGGAGAUGAAGAUGGGGAAUCAGUGGAUGAGGGAAGUAGUUCCGAUCCAGGAGGAACAGUUGGGUCAUCUGAAAGUGACAACUCUGAAGACACAUCUGACAGUGAUUCAGAUGUUGAUGACGAGGUUGUAGAAGACUAUCUAGAAGGGAUUGGUGGGCAUGACAAUAUCUUAAAUACAAAAUGGUUGGUGGAGCAGGACCUUGAUGAGUCGGAUGAUGAUACUUCGUCAAGCAGUGCCUAUGAUGGGACUGUAAAGAAGUUGGGUGGAAUUGCUCUUCAAGAAGCAUCUAGCGAGUAUGGAAUAAAGAAGGCCAAUCCAAGGCAGAAAUACAAUGCGACUACAAGAGAUUCUUGGUCCUCGCCUUUAGAUGAUUUUAUGCUUAUAAAGGACUCGAGAAAAGUUUCUGCAAAAAAGAAGCACGUUGCCCGCUUCCCUCAGUCUUGGCCCUUAGGAGCUCAUAAGAGUAAAAGUUCAAAGAAAUUUCCUGGUGAGAAAAAGAAGCAUCGUAAAGAAAUGAUUGCUCUGAAGCGCCGGGAGAGAAUGCUACGCCGGGGUGUUGAUCUUGAGCAAAUAAAUCUGAAGCUGGAGCAGAUUGUUUUGGAUGGAGGAGACAUGUAUUCUUUUGAGCCAAUGCAUUCCCGUGACUGUUCCCAGGUACGACGUUUAGCGGCAAUUUAUUGCCUGCGAAGUGGUUGCCAAGGCUCUGGCAAAAAAGGGUUUGUAACCGUGACACGAACUCCUCAAACAUGCAUGCCAUCUUCAAGUGAUAGAGUUCGUCUGGAAAAGCUUAUAGGAGCUGAUUCAGAGGAUGCUGAUUUUUCUGUGGUUGAGACCCCAAACAUAAAGUCAACCGUCACGGCUGGCAUCAAGCAAAAGAAGGCAUCAGCCAACCGCCAUAGAAGAUCCAAUGAGAGGCAAAACGGUAAAAGGGAAUCAUAUGCCCGUCAGCCAGUCUCGUUUGUAUCUAGUGGCGUGAUGCAAUCAGAAACCGUUGAGGAUACAGCUGCUGAUUUUUCAGAGACGAAUUCGGGUUGGAAAAAUAAGGAGGUUGCUGGGUCAGCAAACUUUGGUGCCUUUGAGGAACACACGAAGGGUUUUGGCUCGAAAAUGAUGGCCAAAAUGGGAUUCAUUGAAGGUGGAGGAUUAGGAAAAGAGGGUAAAGGUAUUGCAGAGCCCAUUGAAGUGAUCAAGCGGCCUAAAUCGCUCGGGUUGGGAGUGGAGUUCUCGCAUAUCGUCGAUGACACUGCAUCCAAUGAUCCAGCAAGUAGUAGACCACUAAAAUCCAAGUCCCAAAAACUAGGAGCUUUUGAAAAGCAUACUAAAGGAUUUGGAUCAAAGAUGAUGGCAAAAAUGGGUUUUGUUGAAGGCAAAGGACUGGGCAAAGAUUCACAGGGAAUAGUUAACCCUAUCAAGCGGCCUAAAUCGCUCGGGUUGGGAGUGGAGUUCUCGCAUAUCGUCGAUGACACUGCAUCCAGUGAUCCAGCAAGUAGUAGACCACUAAAAUCCAAGUCCCAAAAACUAGGAGCUUUUGAAAAGCAUACUAAAGGAUUUGGAUCAAAGAUGAUGGCGAAGAUGGGUUUUGUUGAAGGCAAAGGACUGGGCAAAGAUUCGCAGGGAAUAGUUAACCCUCUACUCGCAGUGAGGCUACCAAAAUCAAGAGGUUUGGGUGCCAAAGAUUAGGAUCUUUCAGUUCCCCAAGAAGACAAAAUUAAUUGCAGGAGAUGAGAAGACAAAAUUGCUUUAUUUAUUGUACUGGUCGAUGGAAAGACUCCAAUAUGUAGCAUCAUGACGUACUCUGAAAUUUAAUUUAUAAGGUUCCUCCUGUGUGGGACUAUAGGACUCUAAACUUUACAAGGAAUAUUUUCAGUAUAUUUUUCUAUAAUCUUUAUAUAUAUAUAUAUAUAU